Messenger RNA from Haliotis rubra (blacklip abalone), 4281 nucleotides. RefSeq names its product X-ray repair cross-complementing protein 5-like. NCBI's taxonomy places the organism in Eukaryota, Metazoa, Mollusca, Gastropoda, Lepetellida, Haliotidae. The record is from RefSeq and is a predicted model, not a curated record. Gene Ontology annotation, biological process: telomere maintenance; cellular response to gamma radiation; double-strand break repair via nonhomologous end joining. Gene Ontology annotation, molecular function: double-stranded DNA binding; telomeric repeat DNA binding; damaged DNA binding. Gene Ontology annotation, cellular component: Ku70:Ku80 complex; nucleus. The transcript is spliced from 21 exons. The coding region runs from base 23 to 2218 and encodes 731 amino acids.
CUCCCCUUGAUCGUGUUUAGAGAUGGCGGCAAAUAAGGAAGCCAUAGCUAUUGUGCUGGAUGUGGGUCCCUCCAUGAACCAGGCACCGCCGGGGGAGGUGUCCUCACUACAGACAGCUAUUGAUGCCAUCACUAUGAUUCUCCAGAGGAAGAUGUUCUCUGAGUCUAAGGAUGAGGUAUCUCUGGUUCUGUUUGGUACUGAUGGCACAGACAACCCUCUGGCUGAUGGAGACAGCUACCAAAACAUCACCAUUGCCCGACCUCUUGGGGUCGCGGACUUUGACCUGCUCCAGCAGGUGAAGGAUGAGAUUCAGCCUUCAGACACAGCAGCUGACUUCCUAGAUGCAGUGGUUGUUGCCAUGGAUCACCUUGUCCAGGGAAUACAGGGUAAGAGAGGGUUUGCAUCGAAGCGUAUCAUCCUGCUGUCAGACCUGGGGGGCGAGUUUGGAGACGAUCAGCUGGACACCAUCAUUGGUGCACUCCACAACUCGGGGACAAAUAUUGACGUCAUUGGCCCCAACAUUGACGAUGAUGAGGAUGAGGAAGGAGGGGGAGGCGAUGCAGGGGGGGCAUCGGUCAACGGUCACCGCAAGGACAAGACCCCUCAGCAGCGAGCAGGGGAAGCUUUGAUUAAACAUAUUCUGGACCAAGUUGAGGGGGAAUGCUAUUCAUUCAGUGAAGCGUUACCUGCCCUUAGUUACUUCACAGCUCGUCAGGUCCGCCCUACAGCAUGGAAAUGCACAAUGGAUAUUGGUCCCGAUCUCCGUAUACCAAUAAACUUUUAUGGAAAAAUAAAAGACUUCAAGUUGAAGCAGAGCUGGAAAAAGGUUUAUGCAAAGGAUCCUGACCAAACGGUGGGCAACUUGCGGACACAGCACAUGAAUGACGAGGAGGAGACAGAGGUGGAGAGAGAGGACAUUGUACAGGGUUAUCGCUAUGGUAACACGUUAGUGCCGAUGUCUGAGGAUGACAAAGAAAACAUGAAGUAUAAAGCAGAGAAAUGUCUGAAGGUUCUUGGCUUUACAAAAAGUGAUAAUGUAAAACGCCAUCAUUUCUUGGGAGAUGGGACAAAUGUUGUUUUUGCUGAGAAAGGAGAUGAGGCUGCUGGAGUUGCCCUUUCUGCCAUGAUCAACGCCCUCUAUGAGACAAACAUGGUGAUUAUUGCUCGCAGGGUCUACUCCAGUGCUUCAGGACCUAAACUUGGAAUUCUCUGGCCCUCAAUCAAGGCCAAUUAUGAGUGUUUGUAUUGGGCAGAAAUCCCUUUUGCCGAGGAUCUACGUCAGUUCACCUUUGGAUCACUGCCAAUCAUGGAUGAUGUUGAAACAAACAAGAAAUACAAACCUACAGCUGAGCAGCUCAGUGCAGUGGAUGACCUCAUCACAGCCAUGGACCUCAGCCAGGCAGCAGCGGAUGAUGACGAUGAAGAAGAAGAAAAGUCUGAGUUUCUGAAGCCAAAACUGACCUUCAACCCAUACUUUCAGAGAUUAUACCAGUGCCUACAACACCGAGCUGAAAACACAGACGAGGGAUUGCCAGAGUUAUCCCCACUUAUUGCAAGCUAUCUCAAACCACCACAAGAAGUUCUCACAAGAUGUGAAGAACAUGUGGAGAAAAUGAAAAAUGUAUUUAAACUUGAAAUGGUUUCUAAGAAGAAAGAUGAAAAAACAGGAGAAGCAAUGUUUAAGGAUAAUGAGGCGGAGGCAGGACCAGCUCCAAAACGACAAAAGCUGGAUGACAACCUUGAAGGAGGGAUGCAAGAUAUCACAAGGGCAAAGGUCACUCAGGUUGGGACGGUGACCCCGACAGCUGACUUCCAGGCCCUCAUCAGCAGGAAGGAUGAGGACAUGUUUGAAGAAGCUUGCCAACAAAUGCAGAAGAGAGUGGAACAGAUAGUGUCUGAUUCUUUUGGCACCCAGUUCUACAGCAAGGCCAUGGAGUGUCUCAAAGCGCUCAGACAGGAGUGUAUCAAGAAACAAGAAGCAAAGGUGUACAAUGAUUUCAUGACCAAGUACAAGGACACUCUAAUUGGAAAAGGGAAAAGAGAUUUCUGGGAUCAAAUUGUUCAAGAUAAGCAGGCACUGAUCACCAAGCUGGAGUGUGAAGAUGGUGGAGUGUCCAAGGAGGCAGCACACAAGUUUGUUGAGGAGGAGGUGAAGGAGGAGCCGGCGUCAGCCGCCGAUGCAGAAACAACAGACGACCUGAUGGAUCAGUUGGAGUAGAUUCGGCAAGACAAAAUCAAAUACUACCAGGGUUACAACUGAUUUUGUUGAAGGCAAAUCCCUGGGUUGGAUUCAACAGGCAGCUCAAAGAUUGUCAACACGAAUGAGAUUCUGUUCAUAGCUCAGCUCCUGGUCAUGAACAAGUCUUAAGUUGCUUUAUAUGUCAUCUGAAUGUAAAUAAUCAUUAUCUCUCCAUAUGGAUAACAAUUUUAGUCAAUCUAUUGCUUACAGGCACCCAGCUACCUGUGAAGAGCAUUCAUUGUGUCAUUUGUUCUUGUAGCCAACAGGAGUUCUGGCAUAGAAGAAUAACUGGAUGCAUUUCAUAUUUGCGAGAUGGCAAUCUCGUGAGAUCCUUUAUUCUGUUUCUGGGGAUUUUCUGAUCAGCCAAUCAGUGUGUUGAAUUCUAAAUUCUCAACCGUGUGUGUUUUGUUUCUAUAGCUAGACAAUCAACAUAAAUGGGCAGUUCAGAAUUGAGAUUAAAAUGGCCAUACUUUGUUUUGGAUAUUUUAGCUCGUUUCAGUCUUCUGAUUAAUUACAAAAGAAAGGUCUGGUGGAUAUUGACAGAAGUAUCAAAUAAGAAAAAAUGAUGUUAAACGAGAUCCUGGAGAUGGAAAAAAGAGUUAUCAAUAGUUUUCACAUUCUUUAGAUGUCAGCUGGUCUGUAUUCAUCAUAUCUAACUUUAUCAAUGAAAGAUAUUUUAAGAUCAAUGUAAGUUUAGUCUUUCCAGUUGAAAAAAGAAUCUUUGUGUGUCAACUAUUGGGGCAAUUCACACAGCAUUCCAGUGAGGACAUUAGACACUACCAUGAUGAAUGUUGGUGUAUAAGCCAUGUCCAAAAUGGGACUUAUAACUUUUUGUGUGUGUUAGUACCUCCAUUUUCUGGUCAAUUGUUACCAGAAUAUAUUUCAUAGCUAAACAAAAAUAAUUACAAAUUAAAUGUUCCAUUUAACUGUGCUUUAUCCUCUUAUUUGGUUAGCAUAUUUGAGGGAUUUACACUUAUACCUUGUGCUUUAGUAAUAGUCGGGCCAAAUGUGUUCUUAAGAGCUAAAGUAGCAGUAUUGUCACUGCCAACUUGCAAGAACUGCCAGUCUGUAGGUUUGUGUAAGAUGUAUGUAUUUACAAGAAUUCAUUUAGAAACAUGAGCACAGUGAACAUCAAAUGCAAAGUGUAGCCAAAAGAUGAUUGAAAGGAAAAGCACUAUUCCGUGAAAGCAGAGACCUGGUGAAAGGCGACGGUGCAAGGCGACGUUUAGACAAAGAUUCUAAUGUCGUUUUCAGGCAAGUGAUGGGUCUCUGAAAUAAAAAUUUCUGAUUAAGAAAAUGUAAUGUUUAUUUAAAAUUAAUUUGUAACAGCACAGUUUUUAAAACUUCCACCUGUAAGCCCUGCCUGGAACUUUACAACAAUCCUUGCCUGAGGUUUCCAAACAUUAUUUAUGAAAGAACAGGGUUAGGGUUAGAGGCUAAAUUUGAAGAUGAGUUUAUUGGCAGAAGUCUUUCCUUCAAUUAACAAUGGAAAUAUUUAUAAGAGAAUGUGGCUGUGGUUUGUUAACAUGUUUAUGUGCAGUACAAAUUCCAUAAGAAUGUUUAUUUAGAGGCAUUGAUGUUAUAAAUAUUGCAUCCAGUUUGAUAUUAAAUAUUAACCAGUUACAUGGACACAAGUCCUGGGCGUGGUCCCCAUCUAGCUACUGAGAAGGGCCUUCUGCAGCAAACUUGCCUUUGCCCAGGAAUGGUUGGAAGUCCCAUAUCCCAAGAUAGACUCAAGACAGGGUAUGAAACUUCCCAAAAAUUUCAGCCUGACCACAGGGCUGGUUAGAUGUAAAACUUGCCAGCCCUGACCAAAACUUAUCUGCCCACAAAAUAUCUUCAUAUACAUGUCUAAAUUUCAUGUGAAUUUGAGAAUCUGGCAGUUCGUGUUGAAAAAUAACCCAUCUCAGGCAGUCGGGCAGGCAGGCAUUUGACUGCUUGUUUUGUCUUAAAUUUUCCAGAAAACUCAUCACUGUACCGACAUCUGAAAACAGCAAUAUGUGCCUGUUUGCUAUGAAAAUAAAUGAUUUUUUUUAUUGCUA